Messenger RNA from Symphalangus syndactylus (siamang), 1535 nucleotides. RefSeq names its product epithelial membrane protein 3 (MAM blood group) (gene EMP3). NCBI's taxonomy places the organism in Eukaryota, Metazoa, Chordata, Mammalia, Primates, Hylobatidae. Gene Ontology annotation, cellular component: plasma membrane. The record is from RefSeq and is a predicted model, not a curated record.
AGGGUCUCACUUUGUGACCCAGGCUGGAGUGCAAUGGUGUAAACUCAGCUCACUGCAGCCUCCACCUCUCGCGUUCAAGCGAUUCUCAUGGCUCAGCCUCCCGAGUAGCUGGGAUUACGGUUGCCCAACACCACACCUGGCUAAUUUUUGUAUUUUUGAUAGAGACAGGUUUCCACCACGUUGGCCAGGCUGGUCUCAAACUCCUGACCUCAGAAGAUCUGCCCGUCUCGGCCUCCCAAAGUGCUGGGAUUACAGGCAUGAGCCACAAUGCCCUGCCGAGUUUCACAAAUUUCAUCUCCCAUCCUCUGACCCCCCACCACGGGGACAACUUCACCAGCCCAAUCUCAGUCCAUGCCACAGAAAUCUGGCCUCCCUUCCCAGACUCCUAUCCAGCCCCAAGCUCCAUUGGGGAAAGCAGACAUCCGGUUCCAGGACAAGACCUCAAAACUCAAGGGUCCUGAGAAUCGGGCCCUCCCACCCCUGACGCUUGCCCCUCCCCAGAGCCCCAUUCCAAGAGUUUCUCAUCUCAACCCUGGGAGGGAGCCCCAGAUGAUGUCUGUCUGGGGGGAUUGGGUGGAGGCCCAAAGAAAGAGGAACCGGAGUGCCUGGGCCCUCCCACUGGCAGCCGACCUCAGCUGGGUGCGGUGAGGGUGGGUUUAUAAAAGGGUCAGUAUAUAUUGAGAGGAGGAAAGAAAGAGAAACGGGAGCAAGAGAGAAGGAGGCCCAGACAGUGAGGGCAGGAGGGAGAGACGAGAGGCAGAAGGAGAGCGAGCGAGACAGAAAGGGUUCCGGAUUGGAGGGGAGAGCAAGGAAGGGAGGAAGGCGGUGAGAGAGGCGGGGGCCUCGGGAGGGUGAAAGGAGGGAGGAGAAGGGCGGGGCACGGAGGCCCGAGCGAGGGACGAGACUCCGACUCCAGCUCUGACUUUUUUCGCGGCUCUCGGCUUCCUCCACUGCAGCCAUGUCACUCCUCUUGCUGGUGGUCUCAGCCCUUCACAUCCUCAUUCUUAUACUGCUUUUCGUGGCCACUUUGGACAAGUCCUGGUGGACUCUCCCCGGGAAAGAGUCCCUGAAUCUCUGGUACGACUGCACGUGGAACAACGACACCAAAACAUGGGCCUGCAGUAAUGUCAGCGAGAAUGGCUGGCUGAAGGCGGUGCAGGUCCUCAUGGUGCUCUCCCUCAUUCUCUGCUGUCUGUCCUUCAUCCUGUUCAUGUUCCAGCUCUACACCAUGCGACGAGGAGGUCUCUUCUAUGCCACCGGCCUCUGCCAGCUUUGCACCAGCGUGUCGGUGUUUACUGGGGCCUUGAUCUAUGCCAUUCACGCCGAGGAGAUCCUGGCGAAGCACCCGCGAGGCGGCAGCUUCGGAUACUGCUUCGCCCUGGCCUGGGUGGCCUUCCCCCUCGCCCUGGUCAGCGGCAUCAUCUACAUCCACCUACGGAAGCGGGAGUGAGCGCCCCGCCUCGCCCGGACGCCCCCGCCCCCUCCCGGCCCCCCUCGCCGCGCGUCCUCCAGAAAAUAAAACUGUUUAACCGCGG